AUGCUUGGCGCUGGGCUGAUGUCAGGGUCGUUUGCCUACUUCGCUGGCGCCCCGUUAUGGCUGGUGAAGACCAGACUGCAGGCCCGGUCGCAAUUUCUCGCAGAUGGCUCUGAAAGCGCAGCUUCCGCCAAGAUCUACCCGGAACGGGUGGUUGAGUACUGGCGGGGGUGUGCGCCUCU
Molecule: messenger RNA, 179 nt
Organism: Symbiodinium pilosum
Lineage: Eukaryota; Dinophyceae; Suessiales; Symbiodiniaceae
Source: the annotation of a GenBank genome assembly